AUGGCGGUAGUGACUGGGGUUCUGCCAAGCGUCCUCGCCAAGCUCGGCGAUCUGCUAGUCGGAGAGUAUAAGCUGCAAAAGGGCGUGAAGGGGGAGAUCAUGUUCCUCAAAGCUGAGCUCGAGAGCAUGAAGGGCGCCCUCGAGAAGCUCUCCAGUAAACCGGCAGACCAGCUUGACAUUCAGGACAAGAUCUGGGCCAAGGAUUUGAGGGAGCUCUCCUAUGAUAUAGAGGAUAGUAUCGACACAUUUAUGGUGCGUGGCAAAGCCAGUCAGUCGGCCAAGCUGCAUGGCAUCAGGAAGUUUAUUGACCGAAGUGUCGGUUUGUUCAGAAAGGCAAAAAUUCGCCAUGGGAUUGCUACUGAGAUAAGAGAGAUCAAGAGCCGUGUUGUAGAGGUGCACGAGAGGCGUCGCAGGUAUGAUGUUAGCCUCGGUGUUGAUAAGCCUACCACAGCUGCUGUGGACCCACGUUUAUUUUCUCAGUACACAGAGAUUGAAGAGCUUGUUGGCAUUGUUGAGACAAGAGAUGAGCUAAUCAAUAUCAUUAUGGAAGAGAAUGAAGUGCCCAUUCAGAAAGGCAAAAUAGUUACCAUUGUUGGAUUUGGUGGGUUGGGAAAAACAACUCUUGCUCAUGCAGUUUAUGACAAGAUUAGACCAGGGUUCGAUUGUUGUGCUGCUGUAUCAGUCUCUCAAACUCCUGAUUUGAAGAAAUUGUUCAAGGGCAUCCUGUAUCAGCUUGACAAGAAGUAUGAGAACAUCAAUGAAAAACCAUUGGAUGAGGGGCAGCUCGUCAAUGAACUAAGAAAAUUCCUUCGACGCAAAAGGUAUUUCAUUGUUAUUGAUGACAUAUGGGCUAUCUCAGUCUGGAGAAUGAUCAAAUGUGCUUUGCCUCAUAGCGAUGCUGGAUACAUAAUUAUUACAACCACACGUAAUUCUGAUGUUGCUGAAAAUGUUGGUGGUCCUUACAACAUGAAACCACUUUCUCAUAAUAACUCCCGGAAAUUGCUAUACAAAAGAAUAUUUGGUAAUGAAGGGAAAGACAACAAUGAAGAUGUAGAAAAAUGUCCCGAUGCAGAGUUAACUGAAGUAUCGGAGAGGAUACUAAAGAAAUGUGCCGGUGUACCCCUGGCUAUUAUUACGAUGGCUAGUCUACUCGCUUGUAAAGCAAGAAAUAAGAUGGAUUGGUAUGAGGUGUGCAACUGUAUUGGUACCGGUCUUGAGAACAGUAUAGAUGUGGAGAAUAUGAGAAAGAUCUUAUCAUUUAGCUAUUAUAAUAUGCCGUCCCAUCUGAGGACUUGUUUAUUAUAUUGUAGUGUAUUUCCAGAAGAUUAUAAAAUAGAAAAGCAUCGUUUGAUAUGGAUGUGGAUAGCUGAAGGCUUUAUCCAAUGUGAGAAACAUGGGGAGUCCUUAUUUGAUCUAGGAGAGACUUACUUCAAUGAGCUCAUAAGUAGAAGUAUGAUCCAACCCAUACAUGGUUAUAAUAAUGAUACGAUAUAUGAAUGUCGUGUACAUGAUAUGGUGCUUGAUCUUAUAUGCUCCUUGUCAAGUGAAGGAAACUUUGUUACUAUAUUAAAUGGUACAGAUCACAUAUCUCCAGCAAAUACGAUUCGGAGGUUAUCCCUUCAAAAUGGCAAGGAGCAUCAUACUGAAACUCUGGAAACCAGGAGGUUGCAACAAGUAAGGUCAUUUGUUGUCUUUCCAUCUGGCAUUAGUUUGAUGCCAGUUGUUAGGAGCUUCCACUUUCCAUCUGCCAUUAAUCUAAUACCGGUCUUUAGGAGCUUCCAAGUUUUACGCGUACUGGACUUACAAGAUUGUGAUCUUUCGCAAGGUUACGGCCUCAAGUACCUUGGGAAUCAAUUUCACUUGAGGUACCUAGGACUAUGUGGCACAAGCAUUGCGCAACUGCCUGAAGAAAUAGGAAGCUUGCAGUUUUUACAAAUAUUGGACGUACGGAGAAAUAAACUCUCAUGCUUGCCAUCAACUGUUGUUCAGCUGAAACAUUUGAUGUGCCUGUACACCGACUUGUCAAUCAGAGUGCCAAAUGGGAUUGGGAGCUUAACAAGACUUGAAGAGAUGUCAGAACUACUAAUUGAUGACUCCAACAUGUACAUUCUAGAAGAAUUGGGAUGGCUAUCGGAGCUGAGGGUGCUGCGUAUUGCCUUGGGCGAAUGGAACGACAAUCUGGUGGAGUGCCUAGGCAAGCUGCAAAAGCUCCGCGAGCUUAGUGUCUGGGCUCGCGGUGGUCAAACGAACAUUGGUGGAUUGGACGCCUGGGUUGCCCCUAGACAUCUCUUUAGUCUGUCGACACGAUGGGGCUGCUGGUUCUCAACCCUGCCAGCAUGGAUUAAUCCAUCGCUUGUGCCGGACCUCUCCAAGCUAUCCAUCGCCAUAAGGGUACUACAGCAGGCCGAUCUGGAUAUACUUGGAAGGUUGCCUGCUCUUUGCUAUCUAGAGAUGCAGGUGGAGCAUGAGGAUCUCGGAAUCCCUAGUGGAUUCCUCGUUGGUGCGGAUUCAUUCCCCUGCCUUUUAUCCUGCGAGUUCCGGGGAUUUGUCAGGCCUGUAUUGUUUCAGCAGGGAGCUAUGCCGAGGCUGAGAACGCUUUGGUCCUGGUUUUCUGUACGAGGGGCGAGAGAAAUCGCCAACAGCUAUGGUGGUCUCGACUUGGGCUUGGUGAACCUGCCAUCGCUCCAGAAGGUUAGCGUUGGAUUGGAUUGCAAAGGUGCUAACGAUGAGGAGGUGAAGGAAUUGAGAGCUGUGCUGAGGCAUGGUACUAAAAUCCAUCCUAAUCGUCCACGCCUUUGGAUAAACAGGAAAGCGGUUAAAGAGACAGGGACAGUGGGAGUCCAGGAGAUCUUGCCUUUGGCGAAUGUCUCCUUCACAUCUUCCAGCACUCUUCAUGCUGCAGUGACAGUGUGCGAUCCAGAGCGAUUCGGUCGAGAGCAGCCGCUCGAUUCCAAAACCGGCAGCCGCUCCAUACACUUCCAGAUCAAUGGAUAUCGUAACGGGGGCAGUGUCAAGCAUCAUCACCAACUCAGUGAUCUCCUCGCCGGGGAGUACAAUCUGCAAACGGGGGUGAAGGGGAAGAUCCAGUUUCUCCAAGCCGAGCUCCGGAGCAUGAAAGGUGCCCUUGAGAAGGUCUCCAACACACCGGUAAACCAGCUUGACAUUCAGGACAAGAUCUGGGCCAAGGAUUUGAGGGAGUUGUCCUAUGAUAUAGAGGAUAGCACUGACACAUUCAUGGCUAAGGUCCACCAUGGGAUUGCUACUGAAAUCGAAGACAUCAAGAGCCGUGUGGUAGAGGUGCACAAACGGCGGCGAAGGUAUGAGGUCAGCCAUGGUGUUGAUAAGGAUGCCACAACUAUCGUGGACCCACGUUUGUUUUCUCAGUAUGCUGAGAUUAAAGAGCUUGUUGGCAUUGAUGAGACCAUAGAUGAGUUAGUCAAGAUUUUGAUGGGUGACAAUGGAGUGCGCUUGCAGCAAGGCAAGAUAGUUUCCAUUGUCGGAUUUGGGGGGCUCGGAAAGACAACUCUUGCUAAUGCAGUGUAUGAAAAGAUUGGGGCACUAUUUGAUUGUUCGCUUUUGUUUCGGUGUCUCAAACUCCAGACUUGA
Molecule: messenger RNA, 3606 nt
Organism: Miscanthus lutarioriparius
Lineage: Eukaryota; Viridiplantae; Streptophyta; Magnoliopsida; Poales; Poaceae
Source: the annotation of a GenBank genome assembly